ACCUGUAGGGGGCGGCAAAAAACUACAAAUGACUGUGCUUCACGUUGAAUAAAACGAGGAAAAGCGACGUUGCUAUGCGACGAUAGGUCUUGUCGAUACAUUGACAAUGUUAGAAAUACAAUUAGUCGGUUUUCGCUAGUCAUAUUUUUUUUUCUGUUUACAUCUUACGGCUUUUGUGCACAUUCGCAGUCAUGCCACUUUCUGAGACAACGUACUGUCCUGAGCAGAUCAGGAUCCCUCCUGAGCUGCCCAACAUCCUCAAAAACUUCACCAAGGCUGCCAUCCGGACUCAGCCCAAGGAUCUGCUUGAGUGGUCUGUGGCAUACUUCACUGCACUGUCUAAUGGAGAACCGCUGCCUGUCAAGGAAAGAUUGGACAUGAGUGCUUCCAACCGCAAGACAGACACAGCACUGACUCCAGAGUUACUUAGGACUCUUCACAAACAGCUGUCUCAGAGAAAAACUUGCAGCAAAGAGGAACUCUGGAUGAAAUGGAAGGAUCUGUGUCUACAAGAGGAUCAGCUGGAAACCCUGCUGUCACUCGGCAGCUUCGGCUCAGAAGUUGACUGGAUGGAAUUUUUUGCCCUGGGCUGCUGUGCACUUGGAGGGACCCUGUUGAGUUCUCUCAAGUUUGCCUGUGAGAUCCUGACAGAGAACGAGGGCGGCGAAGACCCAACCAUACCAUAUGACACUUUCGUCAAACUCUACACCUACUUGGCUCACCUGGAUGGAGAUAUGCCUCAAGAGCAAAUUGACAACUAUCUCAGCAGCCUCCUGCCACAAGUCAACAAGCAGAACGGCACAAUCCGAGUUUCCAACUUCUAUGUUGCUGGGCAGUAGAAGGAAGGAGAGAGGGAAAACAAGGCAAGACAGGAAGAAACGAAGAAAGACAGAAACUAAAAUGGCAGCCUUGAACUCAACUCGUUCAAGCCCAGCUGUCGUUUCAUUACCUAGACAUUGGUUUGCUUAAUUGUUGGCAUCAGACAGACACUAGAUUGUUAUUAUUAAUCAGUGCCAGGCUGAUUGAUGCUUUGUUUUCCAGUCUGGUUAAUGUAUUUAAUUGAUCAGCAAUGGAAACACAAAGACCCUUUACACAGACUUACAGGCGCUGUUUGAUUAUCGCCUUUUUCUUUGUGUUACCUCUAGUCAACGAUUAUUUAUCAAGAACACAGUGUAUGAGUUAGUAGACCGACCAAGUCUGGUAUCUGCUGCUGCAUAUGUUUCUCUCAGCAGCCUAACAACGGACAAAUAUAUAUGAUGUAGACUGUGCAGGCACCAGUGCUUCAAGAAAUCAUCUUUAAUUUACUGCAUUUCUGCAACUUCUAGAAUGACCAUAGUGGUCGUUUUGCAUUUGUGCAUCUUGCUUUACAAAUGUACCAAUUGAAAAUACAUAGUUGUAUAAUAAUAGCAUAGCCAUCUACAAACAUUAGGCCACACAUUUUCAGUUAUUAAUCAGAAUAUUAUUAACUGAUGCAUUUUUU
Molecule: messenger RNA, 1480 nt
Organism: Cynoglossus semilaevis (tongue sole)
Lineage: Eukaryota; Metazoa; Chordata; Actinopteri; Pleuronectiformes; Cynoglossidae
Gene: ropn1l
Product: rhophilin associated tail protein 1-like
Exons: 6
Coding region: 192-839 (215 amino acids)
Source: RefSeq, a predicted model, not a curated record